Messenger RNA from Oncorhynchus tshawytscha (Chinook salmon), 4594 nucleotides. Its product is annotated as leucine-rich repeat and fibronectin type-III domain-containing protein 4-like. Gene Ontology annotation, molecular function: protein binding. The transcript is spliced from 9 exons. The coding region runs from base 1476 to 4538 and encodes 1020 amino acids. Lineage: Eukaryota; Metazoa; Chordata; Actinopteri; Salmoniformes; Salmonidae. The record is from RefSeq and is a predicted model, not a curated record.
UCUCAGUCUGUGUAGGCUGCACAUUAUGAACAGUCACACUCUACCAUCCUCUCUCUGCAGUAACCACUGCAAACCAUCUACCCUGAGAAACAGAGGGGGAGGAAAAAGCGAUAGAGAGAUACAUGGAUGAAUGAAGACAGGAGGAACAGGGGACAAAAUAAAAGGAGGAAAAAACUAUAGAGGGAAUUAUCACAGUGUUUUUCCUUCUCUCGUUUGUUCUCUUCCUCUCCUUUCAUCCCUCUCUCUCUUUUUCAUCUUUUUCAUUCAAUACCUGUACGCAGGGAUUAAAAUGACUUAAAAUGCAAUCUACGGACGGAGAGAUCUGGACGGAGGUAGAAAUGAGAAGGGGAUGAGGAAAGAGAGAGGGUUUGUCCUCUGAAGAGAUUUCGCGUUGUACAGCUGGCGAGAGAACGAGGGAACAAGAGAGAGAGAGAGAGAGAGAGAGUUGCCUGUUUUUUCCUGAGGAGCAGCACAUUGGACGGAUCAGGAUAAAGAGAAGAUCGGACAUUCUGUGAUUCUGUGAUUCCGUACAGAUGAAUCCGGAUGACCAGGCGAACAACAUCAUCAACAACAACAACAACAACAACAACAACAAGGACAACCCCCCACUCGUCCCUCAACACCUCCAUCCACGUCCCUUAUUGUUCAGCCCUUGUCCUGGGUUGUUUGACCCACCAAGGGGACAGGGAAGCUUAACCCGGGUUGUUUGACCCACCAAGGGGACAGGGAAGCUUAACCCGGGUUGUUUGACUCACCAAGGGGACAGGGAAACUUUGGGAAAUAAAGAACAUAUUCUGUUACAUUCCCACGAUGCUCGGAAUAACAUUUGUGAUGCGGAACGCGUGGAAUGAUUCCCUGAAGAGAGGGAAGCUGACAUAACAGAGGGAUAGAGGGAGGAUACGACUGAAGGAAAGGAAGAGAGAGACAUAUGAGCAAUCUAAGGUGGAACAGGGAGGGAGAGAGAGGGAGGAGGAGAGGAUCUGCCUGUUCAUGAUCUUCAUUCCCUUGAUAUCAAUAUUAUGAUAUAUUCAUACGAGAAUUCCCAGAAUUACCAAACAGGAAAUGGCGAUGGAAAAUUAUGGAAAAGCAAACAAAUUGAAUUUCUUCAGAUUUCUGUGUGUUUUUUUGGGAUUUUCCAGAUUCUCUUUGGGGAAUAAUGUGAAUGAGAUUGAGUGAAAAUCUCCCUGGAACUAAACAAAUAUAAAAGGGAUCGUGGAGUGUGUGACUCAGCGACCCAAAUCCGCCUCUUUGAUGUGUGUGUGUCGGAAGGGAGUCACACACACACACUGUCGGGAUACACACACACAUACCAGGAUACACACCUGGGGCGGAAUCAGGCACACACACACACUGUCGGGAGUACACACACACACACCAGGAUACACACCUGGGGCGGAAUCAGGCACACACACACCUGGUUGGAGGAAAGGUGUGACACAGACAGAAAAGGUCUGCGGAUAAUUCUCAAUAUUACCAUGCCAGACCCCCCACCCCCCCACCCCACCCGAAGACGACACCCAUCACCCCACACACACCUACACCCACAGAGAAGGACAGAACAUUCCAUCCUCUCCUCCGUCCAUCCCUCCAUCACUUCUUCAAUCACACUUCAGAAUGACAGUGAAAGACUUCCCCAAUCCCUUCCUCGAUCAUUCUCCUCACAUCUCAUUCUGUGUUCCCCGGAAACCCCUCCCAACCCUACCCUUCCCUCACAUCUCAUUCGCUGUGUUUGCCCAUCUCCUGCUUUUCCAGCCCUCCAUUGGCUGACACUGGUCACAUGCUGUUGCCUGUUGCCCUCUCUGAUUGGUGCAGGGGAGAUGUGGGACGUGGUUGCGGUGUGUCCAUUCCACUGCGUCUGUCGGAACCUGUCAGACUCUCUGAGCACGCUCUGUGCAGAUAAAGGCCUCCUAUUCGUUCCACCGAAUGUCGAUCGGCGAACUGUCGAGCUCCGAUUGGCUGAUAACUACAUCACGGAAGUAGGUGGGUCGGACUUUGCCAACAUGACCGGAUUGGUUGAUUUGACUCUGUCCCGGAACACUAUCCACUCCAUCCGCCCAAUGGCGUUCUCCGAUCUAGAGAGUUUGCGAAGUUUGCAUUUGGACGGUAACCGCUUGACGACGCUGGGGCCGAGAGACCUUGUGGGAAUGGUUAAUCUACAGCACCUCAUCGUCAACGGUAACCAGCUGACGAGGGUGUCGGCAGAAGCAUUCGAUGAUUUCCUGCUGACGCUGGAGGACCUGGAUAUCUCAUACAACAACCUCCGAAGGGUCCCGUGGGAGUCGAUCCAGAACAUGGCCAGUCUCCACACCCUGAACCUGGAUCAUAAUCUGAUAGACCACAUCGCAGAGGGAUCCUUUGGAGAACUGUACAAGCUGGCUCGCCUGGACAUGACCUCCAAUAGGCUGAGGACCCUGCCACCUGAUCCCCUGUUUGCAAGGUCUCAGACGGGAGCCAUCAGUCCCACUCCCUACAACAGCGUCAUCAGCCUGAACUUCGGAGGGAACCCGUUACACUGUAACUGUGAGUUGCUAUGGUUACGGCGGCUGGUCCGAGAGGACGACAUGGAGACGUGCGCCACGCCCCCUCAGCUGGCCGGCAGGUAUUUCUGGUCCAUCCCUGAGGAGGAGUUCACCUGUGAACCGCCCCUCAUCACCAGACACAGCCACAAGCUCUGGGUCCUGGAAGGUCAAAGGGCAACCCUGAAAUGCAGAGCCAUCGGCGACCCCGAACCCGUCAUCCAUUUUGUCUCACCCGGCGAUCGGAUUGUGGCGAAUUCCAGCCGUGCGACAUCGUACCGGAACGGAACAUUGGAUCUCUUAGUUACGGUUGCUAGGGACGACGGAGCGUACACGUGCAUAGCAAUAAACGCAGCGGGGGAAGCUACCGCGACGGUGGAUCUAAAGAUCGUUCCGUUGCCGCACCGGAACGGGAAUGUGACGGUUACCGGGAACGCUGGGAAUUCUAAUGGGAAUAUUCCGGGUUCUUCAGACAUCACCACCGGGAAAAGUGGGAAUUCCGGAGGGGGUGAGGAGGAGGAGGAGGAGGACGGAGGGACUAGGAUGGAGGAAGGAGAGAGGAUUGUAGGGAUACAAGGAGUCACUUCUACCUCAGCCCAGGUGAGAUGGGACCUCGGCCGAUCGGCUGGAGUUUACCUGGUGUGGAUGUUUCAGAUACAGUACAACUGCACAGCUGACGAGGCGCUGGUGUACAGGAUCCUCCCGUCUACCAGUAACAGUUUCAUGUUGAAGAACCUGGUUUCUGGAGCAGACUACAACCUGUGUGUCCUGGCCAUCUUUGAUGACAUCGUCACCUCACUGGCCGCAACCAAGGUUCUUGGCUGCGCCCAGUUCAGCACUAAAGAACUCUACCCAGAAUGCAAAUCUCUGCAGGCCCACUUCCUGGGUGGAACCCUGACAAUCCUGGUCGGAGGCAUUAUAGUGGUAACACUGCUGGUGUUCACCGUGGCGCUGAUGGUGCGUCACCGUGUAUGCAGUAACCACGGUGACCAAUGUGACCACGGGGAUGAUGGUGACGAGCCGGCAUGUUGCCAGGGCGGGUCAUUAGGGAGUCCGGUGAAAGGGGCGGCGGCCGGAGGUGGCGGAGGAGUCUACAGCCAAUCGAAUGGCAAUGGGGAUGUGAUGAUGGUGGUCUUGCCCAAUGGGCUGCCUUCGAAGCAGCGAGGGGGCGGGGAGAAGGAGAGAGAAAAGGAGAAAGGAGGGGCUGAUGUACCUCCUAAUUUACACCCCAAACCAAAACCUAAAGCCCAAACUCUGCCCAGGCCUAUAGUAACCUGGGAGGGCAGGGGAGAGAAGGGGGGAGGACAGGGUGAGAGACAACUUCCUCCCUACACCCCCGAAGCAGAACGGGACUCUGCCUACUAUGCUCCUGUCGUAAGCUUGUCCCCUUCCACCCUCCCCCGCCAAUCACGAGGAGGAACAGGAACGGGGAGGGCUAGGCUCCGCCCAGAUGUAGUAGUAGUGGGCGGGGCCAAACGGGCAAGCUUCGCCCUGGACAUGCCCCUGGGACAGGAUCUCCUCUCUGAUUGGAGGAUGAGACAUGGUGUCAUAGUGGGCGGGGGCGAAGACAAAUGGAAUUCCUCCCAAGCCUAUCAGAGCCCGGGAGCUCCCCUAAGCCCCUGCCCCAGCUCAGUGCGCGCCAAACGUAGCAACUCCCUCGACAUGGGUUCUUCUUCUUCUUCUGUUUCCAUUGCCACGACGACAACGGUUGCCCAGCGACAGUACAGCAGUCGCCGCGGUUACGCCAAGCGGCUGUCAGUCACCUGGACAAGGCGAAGUAAAUCGCUGCAUGGAAUGUUGGUACACUGCGCCUCGGCAACCAGCACCACUUCCUCGACGACCAGCGACGAGGGUAGCAUAAACGGGGAGUUUGCCGUAGUUCAACAUGGUUACGUCCACACCUACAACAACACUAACUCUAACUCUACGAGUGCUGUUAUCAAGGGCAAUGGGAAUGAGAAAGACAAAGGAGGGAAAGAGAAGACAGCCAGUGAUGAAGGGCUGGAGGAGAGUGUGGUGUAGAGAGGGAAAGAUAGAGAAGGAGGGAGAGAGAGAGAGAGAGGGAGAGAGAGAGAGAG